Molecule: messenger RNA, 636 nt
Organism: Mucor mucedo
Lineage: Eukaryota; Fungi; Mucoromycota; Mucoromycetes; Mucorales; Mucoraceae
Exons: 2
Coding region: 1-636 (211 amino acids)
Source: RefSeq, a predicted model, not a curated record
AUGACCUCCAAGUUGUUAGAUAUCAGCCUGCCAAAGCCCAUUGUACUUCCCACAGCUCAACUCACCGGGAUGUAUGCGUGUAUGUUGGGCAUUGAUUAUAUCCUACUUCGAAACCAAAAAAAACUACUCAUCUCCAAACACACUUUACGUCUGGGCAUGACGGUGGUUCAUGCCAUUGUACCUUUAGCCAUAGUCUCACCUUUGCUCCCCAAUAACGUUACCUUUGCAGCCGUACCUUGGUUCCUCGCCUCGUAUAGUGCUUAUUUACCUACCGAGAACUUUACAUGGACAGGAUGGUUAAAGGCACUUUACGGUACCAUGGUAGAUCGAUCGGACCCCCGACGUAAUAAACACGCCCAAGGUUUAGUAAAAGCCUUGCGAGGUGUGACAAAGUUAGCGGUGUUAUACUUUGGUGUAGAACCAUUGUUACCUACAAUGCCUGAUGCCAUGUUAGCAUAUCCAUGGUUUAGCAAAGAAAGUUUGACAGAUACUUUUUUGUUUGGGUUAAAAGCUUAUUUAAUUUUGGGUGCGGUGGACGUGACUACGGGGUUGGCACAGGCUAUGACUGGAUGGUGCAUGGUGGAUAUGUUUGAUUCUCCAUUAUUAGCAACCAGUCCUAGAGAUUUUUGGAGGUAA